This is a messenger RNA of Schistosoma bovis, 1117 nucleotides long. The record is from the annotation of a GenBank genome assembly. NCBI's taxonomy places the organism in Eukaryota, Metazoa, Platyhelminthes, Trematoda, Strigeidida, Schistosomatidae.
AUGGCUAACUUAGAUGUUAGUGAGCUUGGUAUAUCGAAGAAUUUACUCCAAAUGAAUUUUAUGCGACGAACUCUCGUAGCCAAGGAGAAGGCUACUAAUCAAAGUGCCCCAGACAUCCUUCCUAAUUCACAAGAGUAUGGAUUUAAACUCCCUUCUUCUGUAGAAAAGCAUAUCAACAAAAGAGCUACCAUCCUUAAGUCGAAAUAUCGUUAUCAGUUUGUUAAAAGUAUUUUUAAGCUCUACAAUGUAUCACCUGGGUUUCGAGAAAGUUUCGGCGGCUUUAAUUCUACUAACGCCGACUCCAUUCCUCAAUCUCUGGUUAAUAACUUACCCGAUCCUCGUUUGCCCAAUCGAGACAACUCUGUUUGUGAAUAUUCGCAAUCAUUUGAAGGCCGGGCAUCAAAAACAAGUAUCCGUUUCAAAAGAUUUGAAGAACACAAACCAUCGAAGUUCAAAAACCCAAAACAUCGAAGAGAAAAAAGAAAAAGCUGUAAUUGAAAAUUAUUUGCCUUAUAUUGGGCAAAGAACAAAUCUUGAAUUCUUCGAAUAACUAUUUAAAAAAUAAUCGCCUUUUGAAUGAAGGUGAUACAAAGACAUUCAUUAAAGGGACUCAUAUACCAACAGAGAUUGAUAAGCUUAUCCUUGAAUACCCACGAAGGCUAUAUGCAAACGGUUAUAACUUACUAUGUUUUUCUAUCUUAUGAAAUUCCCGAAUGUUUUGGUCCAUUCUUAAUUAAAUUUUUCCCGAAUCUAGUAAAUCUGUAUUGUUACCAUAAAAGAAUCUGAUUUGCACAUACUGCAAAUGAUUGUUAGACUGAUAUCACACCAACUGUUGCUAAAUUAUUUUUAAUCCUUAUCUUAAUUCUUAGUAAUCUGUGUAAUUAGUGUUAAUAGAUGUUAAAAUCUGUGGGAGAUGAAUUUAAUGUGCUGUAAACACUACUUCUGAUAUGAUUAGAGUCCAUCUUUAAUAAAACAUCUAAUUUUCAUUUUAAAUGAUUUGAAGACUUUAUGGUUCUGAUGUGAUGAAGUUUUAUUGAAAUGCUAAAAUUUAUCUAAGUGCCUAUGAGGUUGUACUAGUUUAUCUUUGAUUUAUGUCGGGUUUCUAUAUCUCUUCUUU